AAAUUUCUCUGACGCAUAUACAAUUUCCAUAGAAAGCUCUUUUGAGAGAAUCAGUAGAGAGAGAGAGAGAGAGAUGUCGGGAGAAGAAGACAACGUCGCAACGAAGGUUGAUUCAGGAGAUGCUGAAGCGGCGGUGACUACACCGGCUGAGAAGAAACCGGCGGCGAAAGGUGGUAAAGCAAAGAAGACCAAGGAAGUUAAGGCGACGAAGAAGCCUGCAUCGAAGGCUCCGAGGAAGAAAAGCACUUCUUCUCACCCUCCAUACGAAGAGAUGAUUAAGGACGCAAUCGUGACGUUGAAGGAGAGAACUGGAUCUAGCCAAUACGCGAUUCAGAAGUUCAUCGAGGAGAAGCAUAAAUCGCUUCCUCCUACUUUCAGGAAGCUUCUCCUCGUGAAUCUGAAGAGACUCGUUGCUUCUGGGAAGUUGGUUAAGGUCAAAGCCUCUUUCAAGCUCCCCUCCGCUAGAUCCGCCGCAGCUCCGAAACCGGCGGCGACUGCUCCGGCCAAGAAGAAGCCAGCAGCUUCUGCGAAACCUAAGGGCAAAGCUUCGGCUCCUGCUAAAGCCAAACCAGCAGCCAAAGGAACUAAGAAGCCGGCUGCAACUGCGGCUAAGCCUAAGGCAACAAAGGCUAAAGUCACUGCUGCUAAACCUAAAUCGAAGACCGUCGCUGCUGUGUCCAAGACGAAAGCUGUUGCUGCAAAGCCAAAGGCAAAGGAGAGACCAGCUAAAGCGUCUAGGACUUCGACUAGGACAUCUCCAGGGAAGAAGGCUGCUCCUGCCAAGAAAAAAGCGGCGGCUGCGGUAAAGAUUACUCUGCCAAUAAUGAGGGUGAAGCCUAUGCCUAUGAAACCUCCGGCGAAAAGGUCUUCGACGAGGAAGACGAAGAAGUGAAGAAGAUGGGUGUAGGAUAUAGUGGGGGAAGAUUGAAUACAUGGUGGUGGUAGCUUCUCUAGGGGUAGUCUUGUAUAAUUGAAUCAUCCUUGAAGGAGCUUGCUUUCCAAAGUUUUUCUUUUUCUUCUUCUUUGUCUUCUGGUUUCUUCUUGAGACAUCAUUAUCUUGUAAUUUUUUUGGUUUGUUUGAAAUUAAGCUUUAAUCAAUAGCUAAAUGUGAUGGUUUCUUUGUUCUUUACUUCUCCAAAAACUGUCCUUUAAGUUUA
Eutrema salsugineum is the source of this 1157-nucleotide messenger RNA. RefSeq names its product histone H1.2. The record is from RefSeq and is a predicted model, not a curated record. Gene Ontology annotation, cellular component: nucleus; nucleosome. NCBI's taxonomy places the organism in Eukaryota, Viridiplantae, Streptophyta, Magnoliopsida, Brassicales, Brassicaceae. The transcript is spliced from 2 exons. Gene Ontology annotation, biological process: nucleosome assembly; negative regulation of DNA recombination; chromosome condensation. Bases 74 to 892 code for a protein of 272 amino acids. Gene Ontology annotation, molecular function: double-stranded DNA binding; nucleosomal DNA binding; structural constituent of chromatin.